Molecule: messenger RNA, 192 nt
Organism: Colletotrichum orchidophilum
Lineage: Eukaryota; Fungi; Ascomycota; Sordariomycetes; Glomerellales; Glomerellaceae
Exons: 1
Coding region: 1-192 (63 amino acids)
Source: RefSeq, a predicted model, not a curated record
AUGCACGAAAGACGUGCGUACAUACUGUUGGGAUUCGCGCUUCAGAUAGCCGUCGCGCCGUCUGGUCUUGUUUUCCUGCAUGGCAUGUGCAGGAAAAACAACAUCAACACUCGCAGCCAAAUCUCUCUUAGCUAUGGAUGUUUUUUCGCCGGCCCAGACUUCGAAAAUUACCUUCUGAAUCCCUCGCUUUGA